UCAAAGACGAAUUUAACAUGUGGUGGAAAGCAUUAAUUGUUCUCUGCACUUUGACGAUAGUGAUAGAGAGUCAAAUAUCUGACGAAGAUGAUAUUUCCGCACAACCAGAACAAGUUAAAAAACCGACCAAAAUCUCUUCUUGGACAGGUAUGCUCCCGCAAAUUACGACGAUCCCUCCACCUAUGAAAAAUGCGUAUACCACUUUCGAGGUUAAAUUUGUGGUUGGAGAACACCAGAUUGGUGAAAUUUUGGCGUUUGAACAAAAGUCCGAAGUUUUGUGGUUUGGGCGUAUAUAUGGUCCUGAAAUUACACUACGAUAUCCUUCAUCAGGGGAAGGUCGAAAGAUCACAGCUGUGGAAGUUAUUGCAACACAAACCACACCCAUGGCAUUACUUGAUAUUACCCAUGGAGGUCCUGGAUUUAGGAAUGUGGAGGUUUUUUUACGAGCCCACAAUACUUUUUUCUGGACGUACCACUUUAAAGUCUAUGGGAAAAUAUUUAAAUAGAUUCUACAAUGACUGCAGAUUCAGCUUAAUUAAUUCGUUCUAAUUUGGAUGAACUAACACAAAAUUUUUUUCUUUACUUAUAUAAUUUUAUUAAAGUGUUCAAAUUUCUUUUAAAGCGAUUUAUAACCAACCAAUAUAAGGUGUUAUAACCAGAUAAUGUUUCAGUUUAAAGACGAACCAAACAUGUUGUGGAAGGCAUUAAUUCUUCUGUGUUGUUUGGUGAUAGUGAUAGAGAGUCAAAUAUCUGAUGAAGAUGAUAUCCCGGCACAACCAAAAAAAGUUAAAAAACCGAAAAAAACCUCUACCAGGGUGACUGUUCCGAAUGCGGAAAAGUUACCAAAGGCUAUUGAAAAUGCGGAUCCAACUUACAAGCUUAAAUAUGCGAUUGGCGACCACCAGUUUGGUGAAAUAUUGGCGUUUGAACGAUAUUCCGGAGUUGUGUGGUUUGGAACUAACAAAAGUGAUGCUGAAAUUAUCGAAAGAUAUCCUUCAUCAGGGGAGGGUCUUAAGGUCACAGCUGUGGAUAUUACUGCAAUACAAACCACAACUGCUGGAUCACUUGAACUUACGCGUGGAGGUCCUGGGUUUAGGAAUGUGACGGUUACUUUACGUGCCACGAAUACUCUCUUCUGGACGUACAACAUUAAAGUCUAUGGAAAAUUAUUUUAAUAGAGUCUACUAUGACUCAAAAUGCAACUUAAUUUAUAAUUUUUAUUAUAAUGUGCAAUGAUAAUACCACAUCAUUUAAAAAAUACAUCGUGUUCUGGUUUU
This is a messenger RNA of Scaptodrosophila lebanonensis, 1277 nucleotides long. RefSeq lists its product as uncharacterized. The transcript has 3 exons. Lineage: Eukaryota; Metazoa; Arthropoda; Insecta; Diptera; Drosophilidae. The record is from RefSeq and is a predicted model, not a curated record. Bases 663 to 1175 code for a protein of 170 amino acids.